UACAUCUUAAUGGAGACUUCAUGUCCUCCGUCUCCAGAUAGACCAACUUGUUUCUCAGUUGUGUACACUUGGCUCCCAAUCAGAUUGCAUCUCCCUGUAUCCAAUGGGGACAAAGCGAGCCAGCUGGGUGUGUUGGGUUGGAGUUUCAACUUUGGACCCCAGAAGAAGAGCCGAGAGAUACAGCGGAGGCUCUUCAGGAGCGGAAACAAAAGCACUCCACAACAGAGCAACACGAUAUUUGGGCUGAAUCCCUGUGGUUUCAGGGACUUUGGGGGGUUUUCCUCUGAUGCAAGGAAACUAUGGAGCACGACCAAUAUCAGGAUUGUGAUGGCAUCGAGCUGCUCGACUGGCUGUUUGAUCAAAACGACGGAAUCCUGCGUCUCGAGGGAACGGGACGCCAUGGCAACCAUCACACAUGGCCAGCCCAGGACCCAAAUAUGCCGCAGCCGGCCCAACAGGCAGGAGACGACUUCCUCAACGUCCUCCUGAGUGGAAGCGAGUGUGUGGCGGGCUCGCCUCUCUGGCCCUCUUCUCCCAGCGACAGUGGCAUCAGCGAGGACCCUCCCUCGGACCAGAUGGACAGCCCUCGGCGUCCCGAGAGUCCCCCCAGACCCCCCAGGCCCGCGCAGUACUUCAGCGCCAGGCCACAAACCAAGGCGGGCCUCGAAGCCCGAGUCUCCACGGACCUCAAUGGCUGGGAGGCCAAAUUCCCAACAGGCAGCGCUACACAAUAUCCUUCCGACGUGCACCAGCCACCGCUGCCCUCUGGCUUCCCGAUGACGAUUAAGGAUCUGCUGCUGUCUGGCACACCGGAGCCCACCCCGCACCCAUCCCAUCAUUCCAUUCAAGAGUUGAUUCUCAAUGAAGAUGAGAAGAAGCUUCUGGCAAAGGAGGGCGUGGCUCUCCCCAGCCAGCUGCCUCUAACAAAGUACGAGGAACGGAUUCUGAAAAAAAUACGCAGGAAGAUUCGCAAUAAGCAGUCGGCUCAGGAGAGCAGGAAGAAGAAGAAGGAGUACAUCGACGGGCUGGAGAGCAGGAUGGCUGCCUGCAACGCACACAACCAGGAGCUGCAGAGGAAGUUGUCCCAGCUGCAGAAAUGCAACAUGUCGCUGAUGGAACAGUUGCGCAGGCUGCAGGCCAUGGUCAUGAACUCCUCCAACAAGCCGGCCCAGACUGGGACAUGCGUACUGGUGCUUCUGAUCUCCUUCUCACUGAUCCUGUUCCCCAGCCUCAAGCUUUUCUCUGACACCAAGGUCAGCCAAGGAGACUUCAGUCCAGUCAGAAUCCAGUCACGGUCUCUGCAGAACCUCCAGGCCUCCCGUGUGCUGCACGUCUCUGAAUCCCCAUUCCCCGCCGAGGACGAGCCGGAGCCUCUGCACCGGCAUCUCCCCGGUGACCGGGCAUUGGAAGAUAUUACCGCCAUGAUGGGAAAGCUGGGAGUGGACCCAGACCAGUCCGGCGUGGAGCCCCUGGCUGUAAACGGCAGUCAGCAAGAGAGGAUCGGUCAUUUCCAGGUGGACCCAAUUACCGGGCACAUAUCUUCUUUGACCUUGGAUCCCCGGCGCUCCGCCCGGCUGCGACCACACGCAGAUGACAUGUAAUGGGAAUGAAUACAUUAUUGCGACAUGAUUUUCCCGAAAGCACUAAAUCGACCUCCUCCUGAUGGCAGAGCAGGGAAUUAACUGGGGCUGCUGUUUACACAGACAGGGAGACUAGGUUUAGAAUCAAUCCUUUUUUUAUCGUAUAUAUAUUUAGUUUGUCCGUCUUUUCCAUAUUUGUGCUAAUGUUUUAUUUCAGUUUGGGGAUUUUUGAAUCUCAACACUAAAAUGUGCUGCGUGUCCUUUGUCUCCUGGCUUCGAUAACAUGCCAGUGUGAGUUUGUGUUUAAAACUGGGGAAACAGAAAACUGUGAUUAUGUGAACAGUUUUGAUCUCAAUGAAUAACGUGUAAGAUGUCAAAGAAUUUUGAAUCGUCAUUUGAUCGGAACCGUUUGGAUUAAUUCCUGGGUAAAAAACGCACUGAAAUAAAAGACGUCAAAAUGA
Messenger RNA from Pseudoliparis swirei, 2041 nucleotides. RefSeq names its product cAMP responsive element binding protein 3-like 3a (gene creb3l3a). Lineage: Eukaryota; Metazoa; Chordata; Actinopteri; Perciformes; Liparidae. Gene Ontology annotation, molecular function: DNA-binding transcription factor activity, RNA polymerase II-specific; RNA polymerase II cis-regulatory region sequence-specific DNA binding. The record is from RefSeq and is a predicted model, not a curated record. Gene Ontology annotation, biological process: regulation of transcription by RNA polymerase II. The transcript has 10 exons. Gene Ontology annotation, cellular component: nucleus. Bases 300 to 1601 code for a protein of 433 amino acids.